UAAUCUUGUGGGGAGUACUUUCUAGGAUAUUUGUGGCUAAAUAAAUGCACCAGGUAGACGUGAGGGAGUCAAAUGUUAUGUAAAUUUAGCAUGUAUCGUCAUCAAAUUGAGUUUUAUAGCUUUUAUAAUAUGUUAUGUUCCAGGCUGAUGGAUGUGUGGGGAGUGAAACUACAUCUAUAUUUAACAAAUCAUGACCAAAUUUGUAAAUCAUUAAUAGGUAUAAUGGGUUUCAAAAUAUAUUAUAAAAUUAAAAUGACCGAUGUCUAUUACAUUAGGCAAAUUUUUUUUUUUUUUAAGCAAAAAAAUGAUGGGUAAAAUAUAUAUUAUUUAAAAAAAUAAAAAUAAAAAAGAAAAUGGGAUUCUAGGCAACGUAAUGUCAAGGCCAGGGCUACGGGGGGAAUACAAUACGACUUAAAAAAUAAAAAAAAGCCCUAAACUGAGAAUUUACGCGCCAAAAAAGCAGAGAAAUUGAGAAGAGUGGGACAAUGACGUCAGUGGUGGGAUGGUAUGGACCGCUGAUCGAUCUCUCAAGAGCGGCUCUUCACGUCGGCCAUUUUGUUCAGCUCCUGGUCUUCGUCCACCGAUGCACUCCCGUUCAGUGGGAUUGAAAUUGAAUUGGGGGAGGAGAUUGCAGUAUAAAUCAUGGAAAGGAGGAGAGGUAGUGAGGAAGGACAUCCAGGUAGGAGACGAUACAAGGCCUUUCUUCUCCAUUUCCAUUUGGCAAAAACAUUUGGCUUCCAUGGUCGUUGCCGGCGACGUCGUUUUGUUACAAAAUGUGAAGAUUACGAAAUUCGGAGAUAUUGUGGAAGGCAGAGCCACCCACUGUUCUUCCUUGCUUUCUCUCAUCCACCAACCUUUUCAAUCACUUAUCUCCAAAGGUGUAGGUGAUUUAGUAGCUGAGUGUCGUGUUAUUGGGUUAACGGCUAAAGAAAAGCUUACCAAGCUCAUGGAAUGGCUGCUCCGAUCUGCUUCUGCUUCCACCUUUUCCGACUUUCAGCCCUACCGCCACGCCCUUCCUAACACCCAUUUCUCUAAAAACUGGAAACUUGAGGAAAAAAGAAAAUCAAAGGACUAUUUUUCGCUCACAGAAGUAUUACGUUUAACUGGCUCUUGUAAGGCGGUCUUUUAUGCGUCUGUUGGCGAGAUUUUUCUUCCAUUUAUCAGCGGACUUCUUGGCGAUGAAUCUGAUAAGGAAAAGAUGUUUGUCAGUAGGAGAGUGUAUGGAAUAGAAGACUCUCCUUUGGCAACUGAUCUCAUUUGUACUGGCUGCCUGUUUUGUGGUACCCCUUUCGAUAUGGAGAACAGCAGGUACAACAUGGUUGAGCAGAAUGCAGGACCAUUUUAUUGCUCAAAGACCUCAAAUCGCCUUCACAAAAUAAGCUCCAUAUACAGGCCCUUCAUGUUAUAUGUAUGGGAUGAAUCAGACUAUGUACCCCUCCUUGUCAAAAACAAGGCUGCAGAGCUAUUGUUUGGAAACUUGAGUGCUGAAAGAGUAUAUUCAUGCUUUAGAGAGCAACAGAAUGACCAAAACCCAGAUCCAAUAGAUGAUCACAAGGACAAUCAUCACAAUUCAAGAGGUCCCAAUCAAAUACAAGCUGUUGGGGUAUCGGAACCUGUUGUUUCUUGUGCAUUGGAUGCUAAAAAGAGCUUGGGAUUCAAGGCAAAUGUAAAUGAUAUCAACUUUUAUCUUAUCUGGUUAAUUCUUUUAAAAUCCUUGCUGCAACAAGGAAAGAACAGUCCACUGAAAUUUGAAAUCAUUGUAAAUCCCGGCCUGGAUUGUGAAAAUGGGAGGUUUGAAAUGGUUUCUGUAUGGAUGCCAUGUUCCAGAACCAAAAAGAUUGUAUCAUAAAACUGAUGUCGCAAUUUGAAAUAUAGCUUCACUCAAAUAGAACUCAUGCAUGAAAAUUCCUUU
Molecule: messenger RNA, 1912 nt
Organism: Ziziphus jujuba (common jujube)
Lineage: Eukaryota; Viridiplantae; Streptophyta; Magnoliopsida; Rosales; Rhamnaceae
Exons: 7
Coding region: 503-1849 (448 amino acids)
Source: RefSeq, a predicted model, not a curated record